Molecule: messenger RNA, 465 nt
Organism: Aureococcus anophagefferens
Lineage: Eukaryota; Pelagophyceae; Pelagomonadales; Pelagomonadaceae
Exons: 1
Source: RefSeq, a predicted model, not a curated record
AGCAGCAACAUCCCGCCCUGCUCGCUCGUCUGGACGCCCAUCGCGCCCAUCACGUGCUGCCUGCCCUUCGUCGGCCACAUGGGCCUGACGGACUCGCGGGGCUACCUCCACGACUGGCACGGCUGCGCGGUGACGCCGACGCACCCGCGGAACAUGCUCUUCGGCGCGCCCGCGCGGUUCAUCGUCCUCGCGCGGCCCGGCGGCGACGCGGAGUCGCGCGAGCGCUGGGACGGCGCGAUCGCGCGCGCCGACGCGGAGUACGCGCACAAGCUGCACGUCAUGGUCUGCGGCCACGACUGCCACUCGCACGUCGCGAGCGCGCUGAACGCCAUGCGCUACGGCGGCUGCGGCUGCCACAACAAGGUCGCCCUCGCGGCGGCCGUCUUCUUCUUCGGCCGCCACGUGUCUCUGGGCGGGUUCCUGCGCACCUGGCUCCCCUGCCUCCUCGUCGCCGGCGUCCUCCUC